Haliotis rufescens (red abalone) is the source of this 4594-nucleotide messenger RNA. Its product is annotated as xanthine dehydrogenase/oxidase-like. The transcript has 34 exons. Gene Ontology annotation, molecular function: 2 iron, 2 sulfur cluster binding; oxidoreductase activity; FAD binding. The record is from RefSeq and is a predicted model, not a curated record. The coding region runs from base 164 to 4075 and encodes 1303 amino acids. Lineage: Eukaryota; Metazoa; Mollusca; Gastropoda; Lepetellida; Haliotidae.
AUUGAAUCCCAACACUCGAACAACGUCGACGGGGUGAAUCACUUAUCAGCCCACUGUGUUAUUUCACCACAGCCUGCAACUCCAGGUCAACCUUGACCUUUGACCUAAAACCUGUCUGUAUCAGCGGUUACAAGUUGUGCUGCAGCAGCCUCCACUCCUCGUCAUGCAGAACAAUCUCAUCUUCUUCGUUAAUGGUGUGAAGGUGACAGAGUCAUGCCCCGACCCCCGGGCCAACCUCCUCAACUACCUCAGACGGACACUGCGUCUGACAGGUUCCAAGGAAGGAUGCGGAGAAGGACGGUGUGGAGCUUGUACCGUCAUGCUGUCCCGUUAUGAUAGCGACGAGAAAACUAUCAGACACAUGGCCGUGAACGCCUGUCUACUGCCGCUGUGUUCCCUGCACAACAUGGCGGUCACCACUGUGGAGGGGGUUGGCGACACGAGGCGGGGACUGCACAAGAUCCAGGAGUGUCUCGCCGAGGCUCACGGGGUUCAGUGUGGAUUCUGUACAUCUGGCAUGGUGAUGUCCAUGUACACACUGUUGAGGAACAUCCCUCGGCCCUCCCAGGAGGACAUCCAGUUGGCCAUAGAAGGCAAUCUCUGUCGAUGUACUGGGUAUAGAGCCAUCAUAGACGGAUUUACAAAGGCAGCGCAGAACACGUGUUGCCAAGGCGACAGUUCAACGUGUAUAUGUAGGUCAGAAGACGCAGAGGAACAACAGCCGAACAGAUGCAAGGAUGAAGGAUGCAGGUUUUCCCCUCCAUCUCCCUCCCAGGAUGUCAUCUUUCCUCCGCAGCUCCUGGUGAAAGAAGAAAAGGAGCUGACAGUGACAUUCGAGCACGAGGGUGUCACGUGGAUCCGACCUCGUGACCUGCCUCAUCUGCUUCAGCUUCUUGCUGAUAAUCCCACAUCAAGACUGAUCUCUGGGGGCACAACUAUAUUUCUCGACUUGAAGCUGAAACACAAGCUGCCCCAGACCCUGUUGUCCACCAGUCACAUCCCCGAGUUGACCAGACUGACGGUGGAGGAUGACCAUCUGGUCGUGGGGGGCGGCAUCACAUUGGAGGAACUCAGGACCAGACUUCCGGGACUCGUCUCGCACCUGCCAGGCUGGAAGACCCGGUCUGUGAGGGUUCUGGGGGAUGCUCUCCGCUGGGUGGCCGCAGGACAAGUCAGAAACGUGGCGAGUGUUGGGGGCAAUCUUCUAAACUCGGCCACAGUUUCGGAUCUUCAACCGGUCUUCCUGGCAAUGGACGCCAUGCUGCACGUCAACAACGCCGUCAAAGGUGAACGCACUCUCCCUUACCGUGAGGUGAUGAAGUUUACGCCGCCUUUAAAUGGCCUUGACCCCACUGACGUCCUCGUCUAUGUCACCUUGCCCUUCACAAAACAGGGUGACCACGUGAUGUUCUACAAGCAGCAAGUACGGCAAGGGUUUGACACGUCAUAUGUUAAUGCCGUUGCGGGGAUAUCAUUUCAACCAGGAAGUGAUGUGAUUGACGAUAUAUAUUUCACUUUUGGUGGGCAUUGUUUCAAGCCGGUUAUGAAAAUUCAGGAUCUUCAGCAGGAAAUGGCAGGGAAGAGUUGGUCCCUAUCGCUGGUGCCAACCGUUCUUACCUCCCUUGGCAAACUCCUCGACAACAAGACGGCCAUCACUGCCGACGCCAAGCAUGUCGCUGUGGCCCAAGUUUUCAAAUUCAUGUUUGCUGUAGAAGAGGCCGUCAGUGGAAAGACUGCCCCCAAUGCUCCCUCUGCCCUAUCUACUGUCGACUACGAGAGUACCCGAGUGUUUGACAAUGUCGGUCCUGAUCAGCCACCGGAAGAUGACAUGCGUCGAUCUAUCCCACACUCCAGUGCGUUACAGAUGACGUGUGGGGAGGCUGUGUACCUGGAUGACAUGCCGCGAUCUGAAGGUGAAUUGUAUGCUGGACUUGUGCUGAGCACGCGACCACACGCUCGAAUCGUAGAAGUGGACGUAACAGAAGCUAUUGCGUUACCAGGGGUAACAGGAUAUGUGGAUCACCAGGAUGUGCCAGGGAACAACAUUUGGGGCUGUGCUAUUCAGGGCGAACACGUAUUUGCUGAAACAGAGGUCAGGUGUUGUGGCCAGGUUAUCGGCCUUGUGCUUGCUGAAGAUCGCCAGGUGGCGCUGGAAGCAGCCAGACAUGUGACAGUGACAUACGAGGAUCUACCUGCCGUUCUUACUUUUGAGGACGCCAUUCGGGAGAAGGCGUUCUACACUGAGGAACCAGCCACGCCAGCCAUCGUCUUCGGUGACGUUGACGCCGGGUUCGCUGCAUCUGAUGUGUUCAUUGAGGGUCACCUUGACAUCGACCCCCGUGAACACUUCUACAUGGAGAGUCAUGGUGUUCUGGUCAAGCCAAGAGCAGAACAUAGCGAGGUGGACGUCUACUGCACGUCACAAAACCCUUCCAUGGCACAGAAAAGUGUAGCUCAGGUACUGGGUAUUCCCCUCAGCCGCGUGGUGUGUCAUGUCAAGCGAUUGGGUGGUGGUUUCGGAGGGAAGGAGACGAGGAACGACCUCCUGUCUCAGCCAGUGGCCGUGGCUGCUUACAAGUACCGGAGACCGGUGAGGUGUGUGCUGGACAGGAGAACGGACAUGGCAAUCACGGGAAAGGCGCCCGGGUUUCAUGCAGAGUAUAAGAUCGGCUGCACCAAAGACGGCCGGAUCCAGAGCGUUGUGAUGGACAUGUAUGUCGACUCUGGCCAUGCUUCUGACAUCGCCUAUGCUUUCCUGGAGGUAUGUGUGCUGAACUUCGAGGCAGCGUACCGCUACCCCAACUGCCGGAUAACUGGCUACCUGUGUAAGACGAACACUCCCCCUAAUACAGCGUUCAGGGGGUUCGGUAUGCCGGACAGCUUCCUGGUGUCGGAGAUGAUAAUGACAGAACUCGCCAGCAGACUCAACAUGACUGAAACUCAGGUGCGUGAGUUAAACAUGUUGAGAGAGGGAGACGUGACGGUGUCGGAUAUGUUGCUGGACAACUGCACGCUGUCCCAGUGUUGGCGUCAGUGUCUGGAGGAAAGUCAGUAUGAAGUCCGGAAAACAAAGGUGCAGGAGUUUAACAGACACAGUCGUUGGACGAAACGUGGCUUUGCGAUGGUUCCCUAUCGUUUUGGUGUCGGCUACAGAGAGAGAUUUAUGUGUAAGGCAGGUGCACUGGUGCACGUGUACGUGGACGGCUCGGUGCUGUUGACCCAAGGGGGAACGGAGAUGGGCCAGGGACUCUACAUCAAGAUGAUACAGGUGGCGUCCCAUACCCUUGGGGUACCAGCCAGCACCAUCCACAUCAGCGAGACCAGCACCAACACUGUUCCCAACACAUCGUCGACGGCGGCCAGUAUCAGCACAGAUCUGAACGGCAUGGCGGUCAAGGCAGCAUGCCAGGAGAUAGUACGGCGCCUGGAACCCAUCAAGAAGAACAACCCCGACAAGACCUGGAAAGACUGGGUGACGGAGGCAUUCAUGACCAAUGUCAAUCUAUCGGCAGUCGGAUACUACAGUUCACGUGAACAAGGCGGCUACGAGUUCACAACCGGCAAGGGCCAGCCGUCCGAGUAUACGACAUAUGGAGUUGGGUGCUCCGAGAUAGAAGUGGACUGUCUCACGGGAGAAUGUCAGAUCCUCCAGACGGACAUGGUCAUCGAUGUGGGCAGGAGCCUCAACCCGGGGAUCGACAUCGGACAAAUAGAGGGCGCUUUCCAACAGGGAUGUGGCAACAUGUUGAUGGAGAGGGCCGUGGUGUCAGAGGAUGGAUGGAUGUUGAAAGGGGGGCCUAGUGAAUACAGGAUUCCCACCGUCAGGAACAUCCCCCGUAAACUCAAUGUCUCCUUGCUCAAAGAUAGCGACAACCCGUAUGGUAUUUACUCCUCCAAGGGUAUCGGCGAAGCGUCAAUAUGCUUAGCUAUGUCGGUGUACCUCGCGCUGAAAGCCGCCAUCUUGGAUUGUCGGAAGGAGAAUGGCUGUGACGGCAAUUUCGAUUUGCGCGUGCCAGCUACUUCGGAGAGGGUCCGUGAGUCUUGUCGCUUAUGUAUCUCCAAGCUAACAGACUGACAUUUCUUACAUCGGAUGUACCUUGGUGAAUUGACACAUCGCAGUCUCUGCAUGGCUGGAGGAACUAAUUCUAUUCAACUACAAAUGAUUGAAAUGGCUUAUUGAGGGGUGGUGGCGGUGGUGGUGUGGGGUGUGGAGGGGGAUAGGGGUCUGCCACUUUGGUGGAACCCACUUCAUCAACUGUGCCCCCCUGUGUUAUAAACGGGCAUCACUUAAAAUACUAAUUUAGUAUUAAAAUGUAUCUUAUCAUAUCAUAAUUAUAUCUUAAGAAUUUGUACGCACCGCAUCUGAUGAUCUGUAUUGUUUAUCUACGUUAGUAUUUCGUUUGUGCACUCAUUCUGUCACAGGUGUACUUGGAACAGGUACACAUCAUUCAAUUGUCACAUAAUUACAAAUAUGGCGAAAUAUUACAACUGUAGAUGUUCUUGUUAAUCGGAUUUCGGAUAUAUUUUUACGGAUGUUAAUGUUGUUUUAUAACUAGGAUCUUCCAUUAAAAUGGUUAGUCAUUAGGAUGUGCAA